CGGGAGCCCCGGCCUCGCCCGCCCGAGCCAACUUGGGAGCGACUCGGGCCCGCCCCGAAGGGGUUAAUGCUUUGCGCGUGUUGCCGAGCGGCUUAUAAGGAGGGGGCGGCCCAGCCUGCGCCUUACCGGGAGCCUUUUGGGGUUCAUUCUCUUCCCUUCUAACUUGAUCAAGAAUGACCCAGAAGAAAUUAAAGCUUUGCUCCAGAGCCGUGUACACCCAAGUGCCUGACGGAGGAUGGGGCUGGGCGGUUGCCGUGGCUUUCUUCUUCAUCGAGGUCUUUACCUAUGGCAUCAUCAAGACGUUUGGCGUCUUCUUUAAUGACUUGAUGGACAGUUUUGAUGAGUCCAAUAGCAGGAUCUCGUGGAUCAUAUCCAUAUGUGUGUUUGUCUUAACAUUCACAGCGCCCUUGGCCACGGUCCUGAGCAACCGCUUCGGACACCGCCCGGUGGUGAUGGCAGGAGGGCUGCUCGUCAGUGCCGGGAUGGUGGCCGCCUCCUUCUCGCGAGAGGUUUCCCACAUGUAUGUCGCCAUCGGCCUCGUCUCUGGCCUGGGAUACUGCUUCAGUUUUCUCCCAACCGUCACCAUCCUGUCACAGUACUUCAGCAAAAGACGCUCCAUGGUCACUGCAGCGGCUUCCACGGGAGAAUGCUUCGCCGUGUUUGCUUUCGCACCAGCCAUCAUGGCCCUGAAGGAGAACGUUGGCUGGAGGUACAGCCUCCUCUCUGUGGGCCUCCUCCAGCUGAACAUUGUCCUCUUCGGGGCGCUGCUGAGACCCAUGGUCAUCAGACCGCCAGGGUCACCCAAGGCCCUCGCGCCGGAGAGCCGGAAGGAAGCGCAGUACAUGCUCGAGAACGAGAGGACACGGACCUCGCUGGACUCCAUUGACUCGGGAGUGGAGCUCACUACCUCACCCAAGAACGUGCCCAGCCACACCAGCGCCGAGCUGGAGCUGAAGGCGGACGCGCAGCAGGGCCUGGCGAAAGCCGGCCGCAAGCCCAGGGAGAAGGUCCCGCUGCUGGACUUCUCCAUCUUGAGAGAGGAGAGCUUCAUCUGUUACGCCCUGUUCGGUCUCUUUGCAACCCUGGGGUUCUUCGCGCCAUCUCUGUACAUCAUUCCCCUGGGCAUCAGCCUGGGGGUCGACCGGGACCGCGCCGCUUUUCUGUUGUCGACCAUGGCCAUCGCCGAGGUUUUUGGAAGAAUCGGAGCCGGCUUCGUCCUCAACCGAGAGCCCAUUCGCAAGAUUUACAUCGAGCUCAUCUGUGUCAUCUUGGUGACCGUGUCUCUGUUCGCCUUUACUUUUGCCACUGAAUUCUGGGGUCUCAUGUCGUGCAGCAUAUUCUUUGGGCUCAUGGUUGGAACGGUCGGCGGCACCCACAUCCCGCUGCUGGCUGAAGACGACGUCGUGGGAAUCGAGAAGAUGCCGUCGGCAGCCGGGGUCUACGUCUUCAUCCAGAGCGUAGCGGGGCUGGCUGGGCCACCCCUUGCAGGGUUGCUGGUGGACCAAAGCAAGAUCUACAGCAGGGCCUUCUACUCCUGUGCAGCCGGCAUGGCCCUGGCGGCCGUGUGCCUGGCCCUGGUGAGGCCGUGUAGGCAGGGACUGUGCCGGCCUCGUCCUUCGGCCGGAACACCGGCGGCGGGCCACCGCGGGAAGGCGCUGCAGGACGUCCCUGAAGACUUUCUGGAGAUGGAUCUUGCGAAAGGCGAGCACAGGGUCCAGGUGCAGAUGGAGCUGGCAUGA
This is a messenger RNA of Carlito syrichta (Philippine tarsier), 1739 nucleotides long. RefSeq names its product solute carrier family 16 member 6 (gene SLC16A6). The transcript is spliced from 6 exons. Bases 174 to 1739 code for a protein of 521 amino acids. The record is from RefSeq and is a predicted model, not a curated record. Gene Ontology annotation, molecular function: monocarboxylic acid transmembrane transporter activity. Gene Ontology annotation, biological process: monocarboxylic acid transport; transmembrane transport. NCBI's taxonomy places the organism in Eukaryota, Metazoa, Chordata, Mammalia, Primates, Tarsiidae.